AUGAGCAUACCGCACCUGUUCCGGUGCCCGAUCAGCCUGGACAUCUUCACGGACCCGGUGACGCUGUGCACGGGGCAGACGUACGACCGCCAAUGCAUCGAGCGCUGGCUCGCCGACGGCCACCGCACCUGCCCCGUCACAAUGCAGGCCCUCGGCGACGCCACCGCGCUCGUGCCCAACCGCACCCUUCGCCACCUCAUCGACCGCUGGCUCUCCGCAGCCACCACCGACCAGCACCACCACCUCCCGGAGUCGGAUCCGUCGCUCGCGGCCCUCAAACGGUGCCUCCUGUCCGACGCCACAGCCGCCGCCGCCAAGAUCGCCGCGCUCGAGAAGGUCAUGGCGCUGGCGUCCGAGUCCGACGUCGGCCGCGCGUGCAUGCUCCAGCUGGGGUUCCUCAGCGUGCUGCUCCCGCUCGUGUUCCGCGCCGCGCCGGCGGAUCGCCCCGGUCGCGCGGAGGAGGAGCUCGCGCUGCAGUGCGCGCUCAGCCUCAUGCCGUCCAGCCCCGCCGCGCCGCAGCUCGACUGCCUCAACGUGCUCAAGAAGGAGGCCAGCCUGGCGUCGUUCGUGCGGCUCCUGGAGCGGGGCAGCGGGCGCGCCAAGGCGGGCCUGUGCCGCCUCCUGGAGACCAUCGCCACGGCGACCGCGACGCGGGACCUGGCGCUGAUCGUCGCCGCCUCGCCGCGCGUGUGGCAGGCGCUGCUGCCGCUGCUGCAGCGGCAGGACGGGCCGGCGGCGUCCGACCCGCGCGCCUCGGAGGCCGCGGUGCGCGCGAUCGCGGCGGUCUGCGCCACCGAGCCGGCGCGCGGCAGCGCCAUACACCACGGCGUCGUCGGCGCGCUCUUCAGGCACCUGACGUGGUGGGCGUACGGCAAGGGCGGCGGCGCCGUGUCCAGCGCGCUGGCGGCGGUGGAGGCCCUGGCCGAGACGGAGGCCGGACGCAGGGCGGUCGCGCGCGCCCCGGGAGCGACGCGGGUGCUCGUCAGACACGUGUUCAUGAUGUCGUCGGCCAACGACGGCAGCGAGCACGCGGCGGCGGCGCUGCUAGCUGUGUGCCGGGAGUCGCGGGCGGCACGGAGCGAAGCGGUCGGCGCCGGGGUUGUCACGCAGUUGCUGCUGCUCCUUCAGAGCCAGUGCGGCGCCAGGGCAAAGGCCAAGGCGAGGGCGCUGCUGAAGCUGCUCAAGUCCAGCUUCGUGCAGGCGCCGAUGGCCUCUUACGACUUGCUGCUGCAGCUGGAGCUGAAAAUUCUUCUACUAGAAGUACUGGACGUGGUGAUCAACUUCGCUUGGAGGAUAAGGUGUCUGAUGAAUCAAAAAGGGAUGACGCUGCUUCCUGAUGUCGAGCUGAUGUUCUAG
Messenger RNA from Lolium rigidum, 1356 nucleotides. RefSeq names its product U-box domain-containing protein 26-like. Gene Ontology annotation, molecular function: ubiquitin protein ligase activity. The coding region runs from base 1 to 1356 and encodes 451 amino acids. Lineage: Eukaryota; Viridiplantae; Streptophyta; Magnoliopsida; Poales; Poaceae. The transcript has 2 exons. The record is from RefSeq and is a predicted model, not a curated record. Gene Ontology annotation, biological process: protein ubiquitination.